This is a messenger RNA of Gloeophyllum trabeum ATCC 11539, 8086 nucleotides long. RefSeq names its product PROCN-domain-containing protein. The record is from RefSeq and is a predicted model, not a curated record. Gene Ontology annotation, molecular function: protein binding; metallopeptidase activity; U5 snRNA binding. NCBI's taxonomy places the organism in Eukaryota, Fungi, Basidiomycota, Agaricomycetes, Gloeophyllales, Gloeophyllaceae. Gene Ontology annotation, biological process: mRNA splicing, via spliceosome; spliceosomal tri-snRNP complex assembly. The transcript is spliced from 13 exons. The coding region runs from base 5 to 7024 and encodes 2339 amino acids. Gene Ontology annotation, cellular component: catalytic step 2 spliceosome; U5 snRNP.
AGGAAUGCCGCCCCCGCCUGCGGGCUUUGGCGACCCUUCGAGCUCACGAAUGCCUCCCGAGAUGCUCGCUCAGAAGUCGCAAAAAUGGGUUCAAAUGCAGAAAAAGCGUUAUGGGGAGAAGCGGAAGGGAGGGUAUGUUGAUAUGGGGAAGCAGGACCUGCCGCCCGAGCACGUACGCAAAAUCAUCAAAGACCAUGGUGACAUGAGCAAUAGGAAGUUCAGGAACGACAAGAGGGUUCACUUGGGAGCUCUCAAGUACGUUCCGCACGCCGUCAUGAAGUUGCUGGAGAACAUCCCGUACCCAUGGGAGCAGGUUCGUGAAGUCCCCGUUCUCUAUCAUAUUACGGGCGCCAUUACGUUCGUCAAUGAAAUUCCUCGAGUAAUCGAGCCUGUCUAUCACGCUCAGUGGAGUACGAUGUGGUUGGCCAUGCGGAGAGAGAAGCGCGACCGUAGGCAUUUCAAGCGAAUGCGAUUUCCUCCUUUCGAUGACGAGGAGCCUCCUCUCGACUACGGCGACAACGUGCUCGACGUGGAGCCGUUAGAGGCGAUCCAGCUUGAGCUGGACCCCGAGGAGGACGCGGCAAUCAUCGACUGGUUCUACGAUCCUAAGCCUCUCAUUGACACUCCUUCUGUCAACGGCUCCUCAUACAAGUACUGGUCGCUGUCUCUCCCGGUCAUGGCGAAUCUGUACCGCCUAGGUCGCACACUUUUGUCUGACCACACGGACGAUAACUACUUCUACUUGUUUGACAAGAAGUCGUUCUUUACGGCGAAGGCGUUGAACAUGGCCAUUCCAGGGGGUCCGAAGUUCGAGCCGCUCUAUCGUGACAUGGACACAUUCGACGAGGACUGGAAUGAAUUCAACGACAUCAACAAGGUUAUCAUCCGGCAGCAAAUUCGCACAGAGUACAAGGUCGCCUUUCCACAUCUUUACAACUCUUUGCCGCGCUCCGUCCACAUUUCCCCCUACCAUCAGCCGAAGAGCGUCUACAUCAGGACCGACGACCCGGACCUACCCGCUUUCUAUUACGAUCCGCUGAUCAAUCCUAUCUCGCUCCGGGGCUUUACGCCCAAGAAUGCGCCCUUGUUGUCUUACGAGGACACCAUUUUUGGGCCCAACGGGGCAGACGAAGAUGACUUCGAGCUUUCGGAGGAAGUCGAGCCGUUCCUCGAGGACCGCCCGCUCGAGACUGACCUGACAGCAGAUGGUAUCGGCCUGUGGUGGGCCCCCGCACCCUACAAUCGGCGGUCCGGUCGCAUGCGUCGCGCUCAGGACGUGCCCCUCGUCAAGAACUGGUACUUGGAGCACUGUCCUCCGGGCCAACCUGUGAAAGUUCGAGUGUCCUAUCAGAAGCUUCUGAAGUGUUAUGUCCUGAACGAGCUCAAGACGCGACCUGAGAAGGCUAUGACGAAGAAGAAUCUGUUCAGGCAGCUGAAGGCCACCAAGUUCUUCCAGACGACGAAAUUGGACUGGGUCGAAGCAGGUCUCCAGGUCUGCAGGCAGGGAUAUAACAUGCUUAACCUCCUCAUUCAUCGUAAGAACUUGAACUACUUGCAUCUUGACUACAACAUGAAUCUGAAGCCCGUGAAGACCUUGACGACGAAGGAGCGUAAGAAGUCUCGUUUCGGAAACGCGUUCCACCUUUGUCGUGAGAUUCUCCGCUUGACGAAGUUAGUCGUCGACGCGCACGUUCAAUAUCGCCUGGGGAAUGUCGACGCCUUCCAGCUUGCUGACGCUCUGCAAUACAUCUUUGCCCACAUCGGUGCCUUGACUGGGAUGUAUCGGUACAAGUAUAAGCUGAUGAGGCAAGUCCGCAUGACGAAGGACCUGAAACACCUAAUCUACUACCGCUUCAACACCGGACCAGUCGGUAAGGGUCCUGGUUGCGGUUUCUGGGCGCCGGGUUGGCGGGUAUGGCUAUUCUUUAUGCGUGGGAUUGUCCCUCUUCUCGAGCGAUGGCUCGGGAAUCUGCUCGCGCGUCAAUUUGAGGGUCGCAACAGCAAAGGUAUUGCGAAGACUGUGACAAAGCAACGGGUGGAGUCGCACUACGACCUGGAACUGCGUGCGGCUGUCAUGCAUGACAUCCUCGACAUGAUGCCGGAGUCUAUCAAGCAGAACAAGGCGAAGACGAUCCUUCAGCACUUGUCGGAAGCCUGGAGAUGCUGGAAGGCGAAUAUCCCCUGGAAGGUCCCGGGCAUGCCCACCGCAAUCGAGAAUAUUAUUCUUCGAUACAUCAAGGCAAAGGCGGAUUGGUGGACAUCAGUUGCUCAUUACAACCGCGAGCGUAUCAGGAGGGGUGCAACGGUCGACAAGGCCGUGGUCAAGAAGAACCUCGGACGUCUCACGCGGCUCUACCUGAAGGCGGAACAGGAGCGUCAGCACGCGUACCUCAAGGACGGUCCGUACAUCAGCGCCGAAGAGGCCGUAGCGAUCUAUACGGCAACUGUGCAUUGGCUGGAGAGCCGCAAGUUCGCUCCUAUUCCCUUCCCUCCGCUAUCGUACAAGCACGACACCAAACUUCUCGUUCUCGCAUUGGAGAAGCUGAAAGAGGCGUACUCGGUGAAGGGGCGCCUUAACCAGUCACAGCGUGAGGAGUUGGCGCUCAUUGAACAAGCCUACGACAACCCUCACGAGUGCCUCUCUCGGAUCAAGCGGCUUCUCCUUACGCAGCGGGCUUUCAAGGAGGCUGGAAUUGAGUUUUUCGAUACGUACGACAAACUCAUCCCGUGCUACGAUAUCGAGCCUAUCGAGAAGAUCACCGACGCCUAUCUGGAUCAGUUCCUAUUCUUCGAGGCGGACAAGCGCGGUCUGUUCCCAGCCUGGAUUAAGCCUGCCGACACCGAACCGCCUCCGCUCCUUGUGUACAAAUGGUGCCAGGGUAUCAAUAACCUGACCGACAUCUGGGAAACGAGUGAGGGCGAGUGCGUGGUCAUGAUGGAGACCGUUCUUUCGAAAGUGUAUGAGAAGAUCGACUUAACGCUGCUCAACCGUCUCCUACGGCUGAUUCUGGACCACAAUCUGGCGGAUUAUAUCACAUCCAAGAACAAUAUAGUCUUGACAUACAAGGAUAUGGCCCAUACGAAUGCCUACGGCCUCAUCCGCGGUCUGCAAUUCUCUGCCUUUGUCUUCCAGUACUAUGGUCUCGUGCUCGACAUCCUUAUUUUAGGUCUUCAGCGUGCCAGCGAGAUGGCUGGACCUCCACAGAUGCCCAACAACUUCUUGCAGUACCGUGAUUCGGCCACAGAGACUCGCCACCCUAUCCGGCUCUAUUCGCGAUACGUUGACCGACUGCAUAUCUUGUUCCGAUUUACCGCGGACGAGGCUCGCGACCUCAUCCAGCGGUAUCUCAGCGCCAACCCCGACCCCACGAAUAACAACGUUAUCGGGUACAACAACAAGCGUUGCUGGCCGCGCGACUGCCGUAUGAGGCUCAUCAAGCACGACGUAAACUUAGGUCGCGCUGUGUUCUGGAACGUCAAGAACAGCUUGCCGCGGUCGCUCACGACUAUCGAGUGGGAGGACACUUUCGUUAGUGUCUACUCCAGAGAUAACCCUCAGCUCCUCUUCUCCAUGUGCGGCUUCGAGGUACGGAUCUUGCCCAAGAUUAGGACGAUGGGCGGAGAGCAGUUUUCGUUGAAGGAUGCCGUUUGGAACUUAACCAAUGAGCAGACGAAGGAGCGCACAGCCCAAGCCUUCCUGCGGGUAUCCGACGAUGGUGUCCAGCAGUUCAAUAACCGGAUACGGCAGGUCCUCAUGAGCUCAGGUUCCACCACAUUCUCCAAGAUCGUCAACAAGUGGAACACCGCGUUGAUCGGUCUGAUGACCUACUAUCGCGAGGCAGUCAUCCAUACAAACGAAUUGCUCGACGCUCUUGUGAAGGCCGAAAACAAGAUUCAGACUCGGGUCAAGAUCGGUCUUAACAGUAAAAUGCCUUCUCGUUUUCCCCCAGUUGUGUUCUACACACCCAAGGAAUUGGGGGGUUUGGGCAUGUUGUCCAUGGGUCACGUUCUCAUUCCUCAGAGCGAUCUUCGGUGGUCGAAGCAGACGGACGUAGGCGUCACUCACUUCAGGGCGGGUAUGUCGCAUGAGGAGGACCAGCUUAUCCCAAAUCUGUACCGGUACUUGCAGCCGUGGGAGGCUGAGUUCAUUGACUCCGCCCGUGUCUGGUCAGAGUACUCCAUGAAGCGGAAGGAGGCGAACGCACAGAAUCGACGUCUCACGUUGGAGGAUCUUGAGGACAGUUGGGACCGUGGUAUUCCGCGCAUCAACACAUUGUUCCAGAAGGAUCGGCACACGCUAGCGUACGACCGGGGCUGGCGUGUCCGUACUGAUUGGAAGCAAUACCAGCUCCUCAAGCACAAUCCGUUCUGGUGGACAUCACAGCGUCAUGACGGGAAACUCUGGCAGCUCAAUAACUAUCGGGUGGACGUUAUUGCUGCACUGGGCGGUGUCGAAGGGAUCCUAGAGCACACGCUCUUCAAAGGAACAUACUUCCCGACAUGGGAGGGUCUCUUCUGGGAGAAAGCAUCCGGUUUCGAAGAGUCUAUGAGGUACAAGAAGCUGACGAAUGCCCAACGGUCCGGCCUGAAUCAAAUCCCUAACCGUCGGUUCACCCUGUGGUGGAGUCCUACCAUCAAUCGGGCAAACGUAUACGUGGGAUUCCAGGUGCAGCUCGAUCUCACUGGCAUCUUCAUGCACGGCAAGAUCCCAACCUUGAAGAUCAGUUUGAUCCAGAUCUUCCGUGCUCACCUGUGGCAGAAGAUCCAUGAGAGUGUGGUCAUGGAUCUUUGUCAGGUCUUCGAUCAGGAGCUUGAACCGCUGCAAAUCGAAACUGUCCAGAAAGAGACCAUUCAUCCGCGGAAGAGUUACAAGAUGAAUUCUUCUUGCGCCGACAUCCUCCUCUUUUCUGCCUACAAGUGGAACAUAGCUCGCCCGUCGCUCGUCACUGACAGUAAGGAUGUUCUCGACGGUACGACAAGCAACAAGUUCUGGAUCGACGUCCAGCUUCGGUGGGGUGACUUCGACUCGCACGAUAUCGAACGCUAUACGCGUGCUAAGUUCCUGGACUACGUCUCCGACUCCAUGAGUAUCUACCCGUCGCCCACUGGUGUCAUGAUCGGCAUGGAUCUGGCGUACAACUUAUGGUCGGCUUACGGAAACUGGUUCCCGGGAUUGAAGCCACUCAUUCAACAAGCUAUGGCUAAGAUUAUGAAGGCAAAUCCUGCCUGCCACGUUCUCCGUGAACGUAUCCGGAAAGGUCUCCAGCUUUACUCGUCAGAGCCAACGGAGCCCUACCUGAACAGCCAGAACUACUCCGAACUGUUCUCGAAUCAAAUCAUCUGGUUUGUUGACGACACCAACGUCUACCGUGUUACAAUACAUAAGACGUUUGAGGGUAACUUGACCACAAAGCCUAUCAACGGGGCCAUCUUCAUCUUCAAUCCGCGAUCCGGUCAGUUAUUCUUGAAGAUCAUCCAUACUAGUGUCUGGGCGGGGCAGAAGCGUCUAGGCCAAUUGGCGAAGUGGAAGACUGCCGAAGAAGUUGCAGCGCUCGUACGUUCCUUGCCAGUAGAAGAACAGCCGAAACAGGUUAUCGUCACCCGCAAGGGCAUGUUGGACCCGUUGGAAGUCCACUUGCUUGACUUCCCUAACAUUGUCAUCAAGGGUAGCGAAUUGCAGCUGCCAUUCCAAGCAUGCAUGAAACUGGAGAAGUUCGGUGAUCUCAUUCUCAGAGCGACGCAACCACAAAUGGUUCUAUUCAGUUUAUACGACGACUGGCUCAAGUCCAUCUCGAGCUAUACCGCUUUCUCACGGCUGAUUCUCAUUUUGCGCGGCCUACACGUAAAUAAUGAGAAGGCGAAGAUUAUCCUCCAUCCCGACAAGAACACUAUAACUGAACCACACUUCGUCUGGCCCUCUCUUUCGGACGAAGAAUGGAUCAAGGUCGAAGUGGCAUUGAAGGACCUUAUCUUGGCGGACUUUGGCAAGCGGAACAACGUGAAUAUCGCGUCAUUGACGGCCAGUGAGAUCCGAGACAUCAUCUUGGGUCAAGAGAUUGCGGCGCCGUCCGUCCAACGCCAGCAAAUGGCUGAGCUGGAGAAGAGCACGGAGGCUCAGGGCCAAGUGACGGCUGUUCAAACCCAAACGACGAACAUCCACGGAGACACCAUUCAAACGGUCACGACCACCAACUAUGAGCAACAGGUCUUCAGUAGCAAGUCGGACUGGCGUGUGCGUGCUAUAUCGGCGACUCACUUGCCGCUUCGUCUGCAACAUAUCUACGUGUCGAAUGAGGAUGUCAAGGACGAUGCUAGCUCAUACACAUACGUGCUUCCAAAAAACAUCUUGCGAGCCUUCAUCACGGCGGCGGACUUGCGUACCCAGGUAGCAGCAUAUCUCUACGGUGUGUCUCCCCCAGACAACAAGCAGGUGAAGGAGAUCAGGGCUGUUGCAUGGGUGCCGCAAAGGGGUAGCAACAACAGCGUCGAGCUCCCUGCCCAGUUACCGAAGGACGACUUCUUGCUCAAAGAUCUUGAGCCUCUCGGCUGGAUCAAGACUCAGGCAUUGGAGCUGCCGCACCUAUCUCCCACCGACGUGACCACUCAGGCCAAGUUAAUGGCCGACCACUCCGAAUUGGGUCCAAACACGAUAUGUCUUGUUGCCUCCUUUACACCGGGCUCGGUCUCGCUUUCCGCGCAUACGUUGACCGUUCCUGGGUUCGAGUGGGGUCGUAAGAAUAUGGAUAAUUCGCCUAAUCCACCGGGCUUCAACCCCAACAUGUCGGAGCGUGUCCAGCUUCUCCUGUCGGACCGUAUCCUAGGUAUGACCCUGGUGCCCGAAGGUCGGGUGUGGAACUACGGCGUAGGGUUAACCCAGCUGUGGUCGCCCAACUUAUCGUACUCGAUGACCCUGGACACGCCCUUGCCAUUCUGGGCCGAGGAGCAUCGUCCGGCUGCAUUCCUUACUUUCGCAAACUUGGAGACUGGUGAUGAUAGUGCCGAUGUAGAGAACAGCCUUGCUUAAUGUCGUAUAUUGUGUUAUUUGCAUUCCAGUGUAUUUCUAGAUCCAAUAUGUAAUUCAUGCUACAAGUGUCAUACCUCUCGCCAUUAAACCUCCGGAAGCAAUGACGGGCUGAGAUAGGAAUGCUACAAGUACAACAAUAUGCACAAAGACAUCAAAAUUUACAUGAACACAGAGAUUAAGACCGAUAUGAUCCGAGAUACCGUUAUAUGCUCACUAUACCAAGAGAAACAGUGGACCCAUGUUGCUCCAGCAACGUCAAGGGCGACUCUACGGGUGCAGCAUUUUGCUUGUCAUCGCCUUCAGUGGCAAUUGCAGAGAGGCGGUGCGGUGGCGGAGAGAGUGAUUCGUUGAAGGAACCAGAUACCGUUUCCCCCGAGGAGACGAGAGCCUCUUCGGGUAGAAUCUGCGUGCUCGUGUACUUGUCGUUCUCCCUGUCUGGCACGGCAACUGGUCUGGACGCACGUCUCGGGGGAGGCGACAAGGAUGUCAAUUCUGUGAAGUCUGGUGAUGACUCGGGCACGGGCACUUCAUCUGCCAUCGAAGGUAACCCAGAUGUUUUGGGUCCAUUCUCGGAGAUGUUGUCGUCUCCAGCCGACAGAAGGAAAUCGGGAUCGUUCUGGUGCGUAGUGAUCGGUUCACCAAUGGGCGUGGAAGGGGUAGGAGGUCGAUGGAUUGGGGCAAUGGGUGUAGAAGGCGGGCUAGACAGAGGACUGGGCGAAGCCGGAGCACUAAGCAAUCGCAAGCGUUGCUUAAUUGAAGGAAGACGAGAGAGAGGAGAAGAUGACGCAGGAGGUGGCGGAAGGGGGCCCGUAGGAGGAGGAUGGGGAGGACCAGGGGGUAUUGGGGAUCCGGGUAUCGGGGACAAUGUGCGCGAAAGACCGCUGUUACUUCCGUUGCUAGAGCUCCUACGGUGAGACCGAUAAGAAGGCUCAUCGGGCCGCGGGGGCAAUCCAGAAGACGGAGGGUCUCUCGGAGGAACUAGAGACAGCCUGAGGGCUCGCUGAGUAAAGGACUCGCGGAUUGAGCUUUUGUUCACCGGCGCUGACCCCGGUUGCCCUUGUG